GCUUUUCCUGUCCCAGUGAGGAACUUGCGUCUUGCUCUCACGGCGCCCUGUGCGACGUCAUCGGCUUGCUGACCUUCAUGGGGCGCGCUGAGCGGAUGAAAAAGGGGUCAGAGUUGAUGGAGUAUCGCUGGCUGCGGUUGCAGGACGGGCGGAGCUCUCGGCCAAUCUGGAUCCAGCUUUUCUCCACCUCUCAGCCGCAGGUGCACCGCGGGCUCCACCCAUUGUUGGUGUUGAUGUGUUCUCGUCUGAAGGUGGUCCAGACGGCAGAAGGACUCUUGUACCUGACCAACACGGCAUACACGCAAUUGCACCGCUCAGGUAACAGCCAGCUGCCGGCGAUCCAGCGGUUCUUCGACUGGUUCCGGCAGCAGGACGAGAGACGCCUGUUGCGCUCGGCUCUGAUUGGCGGAUUCUUCGUGUACCCGCCCCCUCCCGUCUCCUUGGAAGCGUACAUGAGACACAGGCAAGGUCUGCUGACUGACGUCACCGUGCUUGAUAAGGCAUUUGA
Molecule: messenger RNA, 508 nt
Organism: Hippocampus comes (tiger tail seahorse)
Lineage: Eukaryota; Metazoa; Chordata; Actinopteri; Syngnathiformes; Syngnathidae
Exons: 4
Molecular function (GO): single-stranded DNA binding
Source: RefSeq, a predicted model, not a curated record